ACUCAGGGACCGUUUAGGGACUGCAUAAAGGUGGUGGACCCCCGGACCUACUUCCUCAGCUGUGUAUAUGACAUGUGUCGUUACGACGGACUUCUGCAGACCUUGUGUGACCAGUUGCAGGCAUACACAGAUGCUUGUUUGAGUGCUGGAGCACCAGUCCACCAGUGGAGGGACCCGGACUUCUGUCCUCUGCCAUGCCCACCCAACAGCCACUACUCCCUGUGUGUGAGCUGUCCAGAGACCUGCGUGGGACCGAAUGUAGGAGGGCCAGGUUGUGUAGAGCGCUGUGUGGAGGGAUGCCAGUGUGAUCCCGGAUUUGUUCUCAGCAACGAUCGCUGUGUCCCUCUCAAAGACUGCGGCUGUGUGGACCCUGAGGGCGCUUACCAUCCAGCUAACGAGAGCUGGUACGUGGAGAGUUGUACCCAGCGAUGUCUGUGUCGAGGAGAAGGAGUGAUCGAGUGUCACGAAACUAGCUGUGGCCCUUCAGAGUCCUGUCAGCUGCAAGACGGAGAAUAUGGUUGUCAUCCUCUAGUAACUACCACUAAACCACCAACUACCACCACCACUAGACCACCACCAACCACUCCCCCAGUGGAAUGUCCCCCCAACUCCCAGUACAUUCAAUGCGGACCAGCAUGCAUCCCAAGCUGCCAGGAACCAUCCAGCAACUGCACCGGGUCUUGCAUCAGCGGCUGCUUCUGUGACCCAGGCUAUGUGUACCGCGGAAAACGCUGCGUGCCCCUUCACGAGUGUGGCUGUUUAGACGAGCAUGACAACUAUUAUGAGUCGGGAGAGAUUGUCUUUGGUGACGGCUGCUCCAAGCUUUGCCGCUGUGCUGGAAACUACACACUCAGCUGUGUGGACAACUCCUGUAUUCCCACGGAGGAGUGUCGAGAGGUCAAUGGCCUGUCCAGCUGCUACCCCAAAGACACGUCCACCUGCACAGUGUCAGGUGACCCGCACUAUACCACGUUUGAUCGACGUUACUACGACUUCAUGGGCAACUGCAGCUACCUGUUGGCCAAGCCAUGCAACACCACCUUGGCCCCACCCUUCGCAGUGUAUGCCGACAACGAGAACCGAUACAACGUCCUGUCCGUCAGCUACCUGAAAGCUGUGCAUGUACACACCCUGGGAGUUGUCGUGUCGAUCUUGAAGGGUGGAGUGGUGCAGGUGAAUGGGACCACAGUAAACCUGCCUGCCAACCCGGCACAGGGACUGUCUGUCUUCCAGCAGGGGACACUCUGCACAGUGGUGGCAGAUUUUGGGGUGACUGUGCGCUAUGAUGGCAACCACUACAUGGACAUCAAAGUUACCAGCGACUACAAGAAUGUUCUUUGUGGUCUGUGUGGUGACUACAAUGCAAACCCCAAUGAUGACUUCCGUACUCCCACUGGUCAACUCGUCACAGAUGCCAACGAGUUUGGCCACAGCUGGAAUUCUGAUCCAAACUGCAACAAGAAACCCAAUGAGACCAUCCCUGAAUGCACAGACAACGAGCUGGAUGUGUUCCAGAGUCCAGCAUAUUGUGGAAUCUUGCUGGACGACAAGGGACCAUUCGCUGUCUGUCACCCAAGGGUCAACCCCAAUAAAUUCUUCAAAGAUUGUCUGUUUGACCUCUGCGCUCUGGGUGGAGCUCAGUCAUCAUUGUGUGAGGCUCUGGAGUCCUACGUCAAGGAGUGCCAGGACCGAGGAGUUGAUGUGGGGCCCUGGAGGAAUAGCACCUUCUGUCCUCUACGCUGCCCCCCCAACAGCCACUAUGAGGUGUGUGCCCCCGUCUGCCCUCCAUCCUGCACCCCUCCCAGUCCAGAGCAGUGCAACAGCCCAUGCGCAGAGGGAUGCGUUUGCGACCCAGGAUACGUCUACAGCUCAGGGCAGUGUGUCAAACGAGAGACCUGUGGCUGCCAGUACAAUGGGCAGUACUACCAGCCAGGAGAAGAAUUCUACACCGAGGGCUGUCAGUCAAAAUGCAAGUGCGAGGGUGGUGUUGUGACUUGCACAGAAGGUUCAUGUCCUCCACAACACAUCUGUGAGCUUCAGAAUGGACAGCUUGGCUGCUACCCCAUAAGUACAGAGGACUGCAUCAUAUCUGGAGACCCACACUAUACCACCUUUGAUGGAAAAUACUACACUUUCAUGGGAACCUGCACCUACACCUUGGCCAGGAGUUGCCAGAAUAAGACAGGGCCCUGGUUCUCAGUGGAGGCCAAGAAUGAAGAAAGGGGAGUAGCAGGUGUCUCAUACCUGCGCAAAUUGUAUGUGACUGUCAAUGGAGUCACAGUCACACUGAUGAAGAGCAGGAGGACAUUGGUGAACGGACUGCAGGUCUCCCUGCCUCACUCGCCCUCUCCAUUCAUCUCUCUCUCCCUGGCUGGUCAAUAUGUCACCCUGCAGACCACCUUUGGUCUGACUGUGCGCUGGGAUGGAAACCACUAUGCUCAAAUCUCUGUCCCCAGCUCCUACUCUGAGCAAAUGUGUGGUCUCUGUGGAGACUACGAUGGAAACUCCAACAACGACUUCAAAAAGCCAGGUGGUGCAUUAGCUGGUAACUCGGAUGAGUUUGGCAACAGUUGGCAAACAGAAGAGGAUGAAGAUGACAGGUGUGAGUCUGACAACAAACCUGACCCCCCUUGUGACCCCAGCCUGGAAGCAGAGGUUUCCAAACCAGAGAAAUGUGGGAAGCUGAAUGACACUCAGGGACCGUUUAGGGACUGCAUAAAGGUGGUGGACCCCCGGACCUACUUCCUCAGCUGUGUAUAUGACAUGUGUCGUUACGACGGACUUCUGCAGACCUUGUGUGACCAGUUGCAGGCAUACACAGAUGCUUGUUUGAGUGCUGGAGCACCAGUCCACCAGUGGAGGGACCCGGACUUCUGUCCUCUGCCAUGCCCACCCAACAGCCACUACUCCCUGUGUGUGAGCUGUCCGGAGACCUGCGUGGGACCGAAUGUAGGAGGGCCAGGUUGUGUAGAGCGCUGUGUGGAGGGAUGCCAGUGUGAUCCUGGAUUUGUUCUCAGCAACGAUCGCUGUGUCCCUCUCAAAGACUGCGGCUGUGUGGACCCUGAGGGCGCUUACCAUCCAGCUAACGAGAGCUGGUACGUGGAGAGUUGUACCCAGCGAUGUCUGUGUCGAGGAGAAGGAGUGAUCGAGUGUCACGAAACUAGCUGUGGCCCUUCAGAGUCCUGUCAGCUGCAAGACGGAGAAUAUGGUUGUCAUCCUCUAGUGGAAUGUCCCCCCAACUCCCAGUACAUUCAAUGCGGACCAGCAUGCAUCCCAAGCUGCCAGGAACCAUCCAGCAACUGCACCGGGUCUUGCAUCAGCGGCUGCUUCUGUGACCCAGGCUAUGUGUACCGCGGAAAACGCUGCGUGCCCCUUCACGAGUGUGGCUGUUUAGACGAGCAUGACAACUAUUAUGAGUCGGGAGAGAUUGUCUUUGGUGACGGCUGCUCCAAGCUUUGCCGCUGUGCUGGAAACUACACACUCAGCUGUGUGGACAACUCCUGUAUUCCCACGGAGGAGUGUCGAGAGGUCAAUGGCGUGUCAGGCUGCUACCCCAAAGACACGUCCACCUGCACAGUGUCAGGUGACCCGCACUAUACCACGUUUGAUCGACGUUUCUACGACUUCAUGGGCAACUGCAGCUACCUGUUGGCCAAGCCAUGCAACACCACCUUGGCCCCACCCUUCGCAGUGUAUGCCGACAACGAGAACCGAUACAACGCCCUGUCCGUCAGCUACCUGAAAGCUGUGCAUGUACACACCCUGGGAGUUGUCGUGUCGAUCUUGAAGGGUGGAGUGGUGCAGGUGAAUGGGACCAGAGUAAACCUGCCUGCCAACCCGGCACAGGGACUGUCUGUCUUCCAGCAGGGGACAGUCUACACAGUGGUGGCAGAUUUUGGGGUGACUGUGCGCUAUGAUGGCAACCACUACAUGGACAUCAAAGUUACCAGCGACUACAAGAAUGUUCUUUGUGGUCUGUGUGGUGACUACAAUGCAAACCCCAAUGAUGACUUCCGUACUCCCACUGGUCAACUCGUCACAGAUGCCAACGAGUUUGGCCACAGCUGGAAUUCUGAUCCAAACUGCAACAAGAAACCCAAUGAGACCAUCCCUGAAUGCACAGACAACGAGCUGGAUGUGUUCCAGAGUCCAGCAUAUUGUGGAAUCUUGCUGGACGACAAGGGACCAUUCGCUGUCUGUCACCCAAGGGUCAACCCCAAUAAAUUCUUCAAAGAUUGUCUGUUUGACCUCUGCGCUCUGGGUGGAGCUCAGUCAUCAUUGUGUGAGGCUCUGGAGUCCUACGUCAAGGAGUGCCAGGACCGAGGAGUUGUUGUGGGGCCCUGGAGGAAUAGCACCUUCUGUCCUCUACGCUGCCCCCCCAACAGCCACUAUGAGGUGUGUGCUCCCGUCUGCCCUCCAUCCUGCACCCCUCCCAGUCCAGAGCAGUGCAACAGCCCAUGCGCAGAGGGAUGCGUUUGCGACCCAGGAUACGUCUACAGCUCAGGGCAGUGUGUCAAACGAGAGACCUGUGGCUGCCAGUACAAUGGGCAGUACUACCAGCCAGGAGAAGAAUUCUACACCGAGGGCUGUCAGUCAAAAUGCAAGUGUGAGGGUGGUGUUGUGACUUGCACAGAAGGUUCAUGUCCUCCACAACACAUCUGUGAGCUUCAGAACGGACAGCUUGGCUGCUACCCCAUAAGUACAGAGGACUGCAUCAUAUCUGGAGACCCACACUAUACCACCUUUGAUGGAAAAUACUACACUUUCAUGGGAACCUGCACCUACACCUUGGCCAGGAGUUGCCAGAAUAAGACAGGGCCCUGGUUCUCAGUGGAGGCCAAGAAUGAAGAAAGGGGAGUAGCAGGUGUCUCAUACCUGCGCAAAUUGUAUGUGACUGUCAAUGGAGUCACAGUCACACUGAUGAAGAGCAGGAGGACAUUGGUGAACGGACUGCAGGUCUCCCUGCCUCACUCGCCCUCUCCAUUCAUCUCUCUCUCCCUGGCUGGUCAAUAUGUCACCCUGCAGACCACCUUUGGUCUGACUGUGCGCUGGGAUGGAAACCACUAUGCUCAAAUCUCUGUCCCCAGCUCCUACUCUGAGCAAAUGUGUGGUCUCUGUGGAGACUACGAUGGAAACUCCAACAACGACUUCAAAAAGCCAGGUGGUGCAUUAGCUGGUAACUCGGAUGAGUUUGGCAACAGUUGGCAAACAGAAGAGGAUGAAGAUGACAGGUGUGAGUCUGACAACAAACCUGACCCCCCUUGUGACCCCAGCCUGGAAGCAGAGGUUUCCAAACCAGAGAAAUGUGGGAAGCUGAAUGACACUCAGGGACCGUUUAGGGACUGCAUAAAGGUGGUGGACCCCCGGACCUACUUCCUCAGCUGUGUAUAUGACAUGUGUCGUUACGACGGACUUCUGCAGACCUUGUGUGACCAGUUGCAGGCAUACACAGAUGCUUGUUUGAGUGCUGGAGCACCAGUCCACCAGUGGAGGGACCCGGACUUCUGUCCUCUGCCAUGCCCACCCAACAGCCACUACUCCCUGUGUGUGAGCUGUCCGGAGACCUGCGUGGGACCGAAUGUAGGAGGGCCAGGUUGUGUAGAGCGCUGUGUGGAGGGAUGCCAGUGUGAUCCCGGAUUUGUUCUCAGCAACGAUCGCUGUGUCCCUCUCAAAGACUGCGGCUGUGUGGACCCUGAGGGCGCUUACCAUCCAGCUAACGAGAGCUGGUACGUGGAGAGUUGUACCCAGCGAUGUCUGUGUCGAGGAGAAGGAGUGAUCGAGUGUCACGAAACUAGCUGUGGCCCUUCAGAGUCCUGUCAGCUGCAAGACGGAGAAUAUGGUUGUCAUGCUCUAGUGGAAUGUCCCCCCAACUCUCAGUACAUUCAAUGCGGACCAGCAUGCAUCCCAAGCUGCCAGGAACCAUCCAGCAACUGCACCGGGUCUUGCAUCAGCGGCUGCUUCUGUGACCCAGGCUAUGUGUACCGCGGAAAACGCUGCGUGCCCCUUCACGAGUGUGGCUGUUUAGACGAGCAUGACAACUAUUAUGAGUCGGGAGAGAUUGUCUUUGGUGACGGCUGCUCCAAGCUUUGCCGCUGUGCUGGAAACUACACACUCAGCUGUGUGGACAACUCCUGUAUUCCUAUGGAGGAGUGUCGAGAGGUCAAUGGCGUGUCAGGCUGCUACCCCAAAGACACGUCCACCUGCAUAGUGUCAGGUGACCCGCACUAUACCACGUUUGAUCGACGUUACUACGACUUCAUGGGCAACUGCAGCUACCUGUUGGCCAAGCCAUGCAACACCACCUUGGCCCCACCCUUCGCAGUGUAUGCCGACAACGAGAACCGAUACAACGUCCUGUCCGUCAGCUACCUGAAAGCUGUGCAUGUACACACCCUGGGAGUUGUCGUGUCGAUCUUGAAGGGUGGAGUGGUGCAGGUGAAUGGGACCACAGUAAACCUGCCUGCCAACCCGGCACAGGGACUAUCUGUCUUCCAGCAGGGGACACUCUACACAGUGGUGGCAGAUUUUGGGGUGACUGUGCGCUAUGAUGGCAACCACUACAUGGACAUCAAAGUUACCAGCGACUACAAGAAUGUUCUUUGUGGUCUGUGUGGUGACUACAAUGCAAACCCCAAUGAUGACUUCCGUACUCCCACUGGUCAACUCGUCACAGAUGCCAACGAGUUUGGCCACAGCUGGAAUUCUGAUCCUAACUGUAACAAGAAACCCAAUGAGACCAUCCCUGAAUGCACAGACAACGAGCUGGAUGUGUUCCAGAGUCCAGCUUAUUGUGGAAUCUUGCUGGAUGUCAAAGGACCAUUCGCUGUCUGUCACCCAAGAGUCAACCCCAAUAAAUUCUUCAAAGAUUGUCUGUAUGACCUUUGCGCUCUGGGUGGAGCUCAGUCAUCAUUGUGUGAGGCUCUGGAGUCUUACGUCAAGGAGUGCCAAGACCGAGAAGUUGAUGUGGGGCCCUGGAGGAAUAGUACCUUCUGUCCUCUACACUGCCCCCCUAACAGCCACUAUGAGGUGUGUGCCCCCGUCUGCCCUCCAUCCUGCACACCUCCCAGUCAAGAGCAGUGCAACAGCUCAUGCGCAGAGGGAUGCGUUUGUGACCCAGGAUACGUCUACAGCUCAGGGCAGUGUGUCAAACGAGAGACCUGUGGCUGCCAGUACAAUGGGCAGUACUACCAGCCAGGAGAAGAAUUCUACACCGAGGGCUGUCAGUCAAAAUGCAAGUGUGAGGGUGGUGUUGUGACUUGCACAGAAGGUUCAUGUCCUCCACAACACAUCUGUGAGCUUCAGAAUGGACAGCUUGGCUGCUACCCCAUAAGUACAGAGGACUGCAUCAUAUCUGGAGACCCACACUAUACCACCUUUGAUGGAAAAUACUACACUUUCAUGGGAACCUGCACCUACACCUUGGCCAGGAGUUGCCAGAAUAAGACAGGGCCCUGGUUCUCAGUGGAGGCCAAGAAUGAAGAAAGGGGAGUAGCAGGUGUCUCAUACCUGCGCAAAUUGUAUGUGACUGUCAAUGGAGUCACAGUCACACUGAUGAAGAGCAGGAGGACAUUGGUGAACGGACUGCAGGUCUCCCUGCCUCACUCGCCCUCUCCAUUCAUCUCUCUCUCCCUGGCUGGUCAAUAUGUCACCCUGCAGACCACCUUUGGUCUGACUGUGCGCUGGGAUGGAAACCACUAUGCUCAAAUCUCUGUCCCCAGCUCCUACUCUGAGCAAAUGUGUGGUCUAUGUGGAGACUACGAUGGAGACUCCAACAAUGACUUCAAAAAGCCAGGUGGCUCAUUAGCUGGUAACUCGGAUGAGUUUGGCAACAGUUGGCAAACAGAAGAGGAUGAAGAUGACAGGUGUGAGUCUGACAACAAACCUGACCCCCCUUGUGACCCCAGCCUGGAAGCAGAGGUUUCCAAACCAGAGAAAUGUGGGAAGCUGAAUGACACUCAGGGACCGUUUAGGGACUGCAUAAAGGUGGUGGACCCCCGGACCUACUUCCUCAGCUGUGUAUAUGACAUGUGUCGUUACGACGGACUUCUGCAGACCUUGUGUGACCAGUUGCAGGCAUACACAGAUGCUUGUUUGAGUGCUGGAGCACCUGUCCACCAGUGGAGGCACCCGGACUUCUGUCCUCUGCCAUGCCCACCCAACAGCCACUACUCCCUGUGUGUGAGCUGUCCGGAGACCUGCGUGGGACCGAAUGUAGGAGGGCCAGGUUGUGUAGAGCGCUGUGUGGAGGGAUGCCAGUGUAAUCCCGGAUUUGUUCUCAGCAACGAUCGCUGUGUCCCUCUCAAAGACUGCGGCUGUGUGGACCCUGAGGGCGCUUACCAUCCAGCUAACGAGAGCUGGUACGUGGAGAGUUGUACCCAGCGAUGUCUGUGUCGAGGAGAAGGAGUGAUCGAGUGUCACGAAACUAGCUGUGGCCCUUCAGAGUCCUGUCAGCUGCAAGACGGAGAAUAUGGUUGUCAUCCUCUAGAUGAAGGAAUUUGCUCCGUUUCCGGUGACCCUCACUACGUCACGUUUGAUAAGAAAGUCCACCAUUUCCAGGGCUCUUGUUCUUACACUUUAACCCAACCCUGCAAUGCCACAUCUGGACUGCCAUACUUCUCUGUUGACACCCAGAAUGAGCACAGAGGCACUAACAAACACAUUUCCUACGUUCGUGCCGUCGUCGUGAAAACUCAAGGACUAGAGAUUGUUUUGGGCAAAGGACGAAGGACACUGGUGAAUGGUGUUCGAGUUACACCGCCUGUUUCUUUGCCUGGGGGUGUCAAAGUCUAUCUCAGUGGCACAUUCAUGGUGUUGGAGACCGAUUUUGGGCUGCGGGUGCGAUAUGAUGGGAAUCACCAUGCUGAUGUCACCCUGCCAUCCUCCUACAGGGGACUCCUGUGCGGUCUUUGCGGGAAUUAUAAUGACCAGCCCAGCGAUGACAAUCUGAAGCCAGACGGCAAACCGGAACCAAACACAGACCUGCUGGGAGAAAGUUGGCAGGUCCCUGACAACCGCACUGACUGUUCCCAUGAUGGGGGAGUGGACAAGUGUGAUGAAAAGGUGGAGUCUGAAGCCAAGAAACCCACCAGCUGUGGCAUGAUCACAGACCCCAAUGGCAUUUUCAAGCCCUGUCACUCAGUGGUGCCCCCUGAUGUGUAUUAUGAGAACUGCAUCUACGACCAGUGUGGUACCAGCGGGGACACUGUGGCCCUUUGCCAGGCCCUCCAGAGCUAUGCAGACCUGUGUGCGCAGGCCGGCGUCUCCAUCUCCUGGAGAAACAACACAUUUUGUCCACUCAAGUGCCCCGUGGGCAGUCAUUACACCCCCUGCGGUACAGCCUGCCCCCCUACCUGCCAGGUCCUUGACUCUGCCAACACGUGUUAUCAGCCAUGUGUGGAGGGGUGUGUAUGUGACACUGGCCUGGUGCUCAGUGGGGACAAGUGUGUCCCCCUGAGCCAGUGUGGCUGCACAGACAAGGACAACAACUACCAUCCGGUGGGAGAUGCCUGGUUCCCCGUGCCCGACUGUUCGGAGCGCUGCGUGUGUAAAGGCCACAACAGCAUCGCCUGCGACCCGUGGCAGUGCGGCCCGGCGCAGGUGUGCAGCGUACAGGAAGGCCAGCUUGGCUGUCACUCCACAGGGCAGGGUGUGUGCCAUGUGGCAGGUGACCCUCAUUAUUACACCUUUGACGGCGUAAUGCACACCUUCAUGGGCACCUGCACUUACACACUGGUGAAGAUAUGCAACAGCAGCCAGGUGACAGCCUUCACCAUCGUUGCCAAGAACGAGGAGCGGGGCCAGCCUGAAGCCUCCUACGUGAACUCGGUCACCAUCAGCCUGCCAGCCGGCAACAUCACGCUCAGCAAGGCCAACAGGGUGCUGGUGGAUGGACGUAGAAUCCGCACCCCUUUCGCCGUCACCCAAGGCGGGACCAGGAUUUCAAGCAGCGGUGUCUACAGUGUGCUCAACACAGACUUCGGACUCGUGGUGAAGUUUGAUGGCGUGCACCAUCUGGAGAUAACCAUACCUGGGGAUUACUUUGGCAAGGUAUGCGGCAUGUGUGGGAACUACAAUGAUGACUCCAUGGAUGAUGACCUGAUGCCCAACGGCCGGCCAGCAAAGGAUGUGGUUGAACUGGGAAACAGCUGGAAGGCCGAGGGAGACAGCGACCCUGGCUGCCAGCCAGACGACAGGGAGGACCUGAACCCAAAGUGCACGGUGGCGCAGGAGCUGCAGCUGCGCUCCCUGUGCGCAGACGUGCUGCUCUCCGAGCUCUUCGAGCCCUGCCACGCCCUGCUGGCCCCGAAGCCUUUCCUGGACAACUGCGUGUACGACAUGUGCGAGUAUGAUGGCAUGCAGGAGACGCUGUGCGACAACGUGGAGGCCUACGCUCAGGCCUGUCAGAGUCUGGGCAUCACCAUCAGCUGGAGGAACAACACCUUCUGCCCUCUGCCAUGUCCUCCCAACAGCCACUACUCACCCUGCGGCGCUCCCUGUCCCCCCACCUGCGCCGACCUGUUCCCCUCCGACUGCCUGCAGCAGCCCAGUGCCUGUGUGGAGGGCUGUCAGUGCGAUGCCGGUCACGUGCUGAGUGACGGACAGUGCGUACCGCUGUCGAGCUGCGGCUGCGUGGAUCCCGACGGCGAGUACCACGACGUGGGCGACAGCUGGUUAAAUGAGCACUGCGAUGAGAAAUGCAACUGCUUGCUGGGCGCCAAUCUUACCUGCAAGCCGUUCAAGUGCAGUGAGCACUCCAUCUGCGCACUGGAUAAAGAUGGCAUCCGCUCCUGCAGGCCGGAGAAGUUCAGCAAGUGCAGUAUUUCAGGCGACCCACACUACCGGACCUUCGAUGGGUUCAACCAUCAUUACCAAGGCCUCUACACCUACAUUUUAACCCAGGCCCACGAUGUAGCCAGCUCGUUGGAGCCCCUGGUGAUCCGGGGGAAGAAUGCACGAAGAGGUAGCAACAGGCGGAUCACCUUUUUGCAUGAGAUGUACAUCGAUGUGUAUGGCGUCAACGUGCGCUUCUUACAGAAGAGGAAGGUGCUGGUGAAUGGAGAGAUGAUCCACCCACCCCUGACGCCCAGACAGGGCCUCAGCAUCACCCUGAGCUCCCGCGGUGUCCAGCUCGCCACAGACUUUGGCCUCACUGUUCGCUUCGAUGGCAACUACCAAGCUGAGGUCGUCCUGCCCAGCACCUACAGGGGUGCAGUGCUGGGGCUGUGUGGGAAUUUUGACGGACGGGCCAACAACGAGUACACGAAGCCGGACGGCACUCAGACCCGCAAUCUCAACGAGUUUGGGGACAGCUGGAGAGUCAGCGACCGGCAGGGCCCCGCCUCCCCCUUGACCAGCCCGGACCAGGCACUGCACCUGCACAGGCGGGAGGUGGAGCCAGAACCUGACGACGGGUUUGACACACUGGGGUGCACUGAGGCUCAACUGAGCGCACUGAACAGCACUGACCAGUGCGGGGCACUCUCGGACCCCAGUGGACCCUUCGUGGCCUGCCAUGACAUCCUUGAACCCAACCAGUUUCAACAGGACUGUAUAUUUGACCUCUGCGCCGAGCAACAAGACCCGCAACUGCGCUGUGACAGCUACAAGGUAUAUGCCGAGGCCUGUCAGGAGGAGGGCGUCAAACUCGGGCCCUGGAGACAGCAGCUGAGCUGUGCCCUGUCUUGCCCGGGAAACAGCACGUAUAGCAGCAGCAUGACGGCCUGCCCAGCGUCCUGCGGCGACCUCUCUGCGCCCUCGGCAUGCGCUGAGCCUUUCGUCACGGAAGGCUGCCAGUGCGCCUCCGGAUUCACCAUGAGCGGCACCGAGUGCGUCCCCUACACCCAGUGCGGCUGCAGAUACCUGGGAAGAUACUUUCUGCUGAACGAGAGUUUUGUGACGGAGGACUGUACCCAGAGCUGCCGGUGCACGCAGACCGGGGCGGUGUGCCAGCCCAUGAGCUGUCCAAAGCAGUACAUCUGCACCAUCUACGACUUCGUACGCGACUGCUACAAGGCGAGCCCGUGCCUCAACUACCCAUGUCUGAAUGGAGGCAAUUGCACCGCCACCUCUGAGGACACCUUCACCUGCCAGUGUCCCGAGGGCUUUGAGGGUUCGCACUGUGAGAUAGAGAAGGUGGUCAGCGACGGCCUCGAUAAGCUGACAGUGAUUCUGAUUGGAGUUCUGGUUCCUCUCGGGGUGAUAAUCAUCGCCUUGAUAUGCGUUUGUGUGUGCAAGAGCAGCAGGAAAAGGCAGAAGUACGAAAACAAAGAACUUCUAAUGGACAGAACACGAGAUUCUUUCGAUGUAGAUAUGGAUUCUGAGACCACAAGGAAGGUUACUGUAACUAAGUUUUGAAGAAUGGAUUGAGCAUUUCAUAUGAAAAAAUAACAAUUUUAUAUUUACUUCUGUUUAGGGGUGUCAAGGGUUAGAAUAUUCCGGUACCUCAAAGCCAAACCACCAUCAUUCGUAUAUAUUCUAACUUUUCAUCAAUACUGUAAUUGUAUUAUGCCAAUUUGACUUCAUGUUUGCCGUUUUAUUUAUUUAAAACCUCUGUGAUCUGGGCUGAAAGC
Messenger RNA from Brienomyrus brachyistius, 12569 nucleotides. RefSeq names its product IgGFc-binding protein-like. The record is from RefSeq and is a predicted model, not a curated record. The transcript has 80 exons. The coding region runs from base 73 to 12354 and encodes 4093 amino acids. Gene Ontology annotation, cellular component: extracellular matrix. Gene Ontology annotation, molecular function: protein binding. NCBI's taxonomy places the organism in Eukaryota, Metazoa, Chordata, Actinopteri, Osteoglossiformes, Mormyridae.